This is a messenger RNA of Colletotrichum chrysophilum, 801 nucleotides long. RefSeq lists its product as uncharacterized. The transcript has a single exon. The record is from RefSeq and is a predicted model, not a curated record. Gene Ontology annotation, molecular function: 4-hydroxyproline epimerase activity. The coding region runs from base 1 to 801 and encodes 266 amino acids. NCBI's taxonomy places the organism in Eukaryota, Fungi, Ascomycota, Sordariomycetes, Glomerellales, Glomerellaceae.
AUGGAGAGUGAGGAGUAUGCGCCAAUGUCCGGUUCAAACACAAUCUGCACCGCGACCGUUCUAUUGGAAACAGGGAUGAUCCCCAUGCAGGAGCCGCUGACCAAAUUCUCCCUCGACACGGCGGCAGGGCUGGUCGGUGUCACCGCGGAGUGCCGAGACGGCAAAUGCAAGAAUGUGGCGUUUGACAAUGUUCCCGCGUUCGUCGACAAGCUCGACCUGCGCGUUGAAGUCCCCGGAAUCGGGACUGUUUCCGCGGACAUCGUGUGGGGCGGCAUGUGGUAUGCCAUCGUUGACGCCGCGUCAAUUGGCCUUAGUAUCGAGCCCAAGCAGGCAGCAAAGCUUGUUGAGCUUGGCGAAAGGAUCAAGCAGACCAUUCGUUCUAUUUAUACUCCCCGUCACCCUGAGAACCCGGAAAUCGCUGGAGUGUCGGUGCUUUCAUUCACCGAGCCUCUGCAAGACGGCGUCGGUGGGAAGGUUGCCAAGAACACUGUCGUUGUCUCGCCUGGCCGACUGGAUCGAAGUCCUUGCGGAACAGGCACCUGCGCCCGCAUGGCAUUGCUUCAUGCUAAGGGGCAGCUUGCCGUCGGUGAGGACUUCAAGCAUACUAGUGUCAUUGACACGGCUUUUGAGUGCCGCAUUAAGGAAACCGUCAGGGUUGGCGAUCGAGAUGCUAUCAUUCCAACUGUCAAGGGAAGAGCUUGGAUUACAAGCUACAAGCAGGUUGUGUUGGAUCCCGAGGACCCUUUUCCUACUGGCUACAGGGUUGGAGACCAGUGGCAUGUAUACGAUGCGGCUCUGUGA